AUCAAAGCAACAAACAACAAACACAAAACAGAGACCGUUGGAUCCAAAUCUCACAUUCUUCUCCUUCUCCUUCUCUAUCUCUCUCUCUCCCUCUCUCUCACCAGAAGAAGAAAUGUACGGCAAAACAAUAUGCACAAUCGUCUUCUUCAUCUUCCUCGUUGCUUCUUUUUCAAUCUACAUGGGCACCGUCGAUCCAAGACCUUACUUUUACCUCCUCCAAUCACAGCCCCGUGAAGCUUCUCCUUGUAGCUCCAACGGACGACCUCUCCGUGUCUUCAUGUACGAUCUCCCUCGGAAGUUCAAUGUAGCGAUGAUGGAUCCACGCAGCUCAGAUGUUGAGCCACUCACUGGGAAGAAUCUGCCUUCUUGGCCUCAGACUUCUGGGAUUAAGAGACAGCACAGCGUUGAGUAUUGGCUUAUGGCUUCGCUUCUUCAGAGAGGUGGUGAUGGUGGUGACGAUGAAGCAAUUAGGGUUUUUGAUCCGGAUUUGGCGGAUGCUUUCUAUGUUCCGUUCUUCUCUUCGUUGAGCUUUAACACUCAUGGGAAGAACAUGACGGAUCCUGAUACUGAAUUUGAUCGGAAAUUACAGGUAGAGUUAAUGGAGUUUCUUGAGAAUUCAGAGUAUUGGAAACGUUCAGGAGGCAAAGAUCAUGUGAUCCCGAUGACACAUCCUAAUGCUUUCAGAUUUCUAAGGCAGCAAGUGAAUGCGUCGAUUCUCAUUGUUGUGGAUUUUGGGCGUUAUCCGAAAGAUAUGGCACGUCUCAGUAAAGAUGUUGUUUCUCCGUAUGUACAUGUUGUUGAGACCUUGACAGAGGAUGGUGAUGAUGAUGGUAUGACGGACCCUUUUGAAGCUCGUACCACGCUUCUUUACUUCCGUGGGAAUACAGCUAGGAAAGACGAAGGUAAAAUCCGUCUGAGGUUGGAGAAGUUAUUAGCUAAUAACUCUGAUGUUCACUAUGAGAAAAGUGUGGCAACUACACAAAACAUCAAAGUGUCUACGGAAGGGAUGAGAUCAUCGAAAUUCUGUCUGCAUCCAGCUGGAGAUACUCCAUCUUCAUGCCGCCUAUUUGAUGCCAUUGUCAGUCACUGCAUUCCGGUCAUCAUAAGCGACAAAAUCGAGCUGCCCUUUGAAGAUGAAAUAGAUUACUCAGAAUUCUCAGUCUUUUUCUCUAUAAAAGAGUCGCUUGAACCGGGUUACAUCCUCAACAACCUCCGCCAGUUUCCCAAGGAUAAAUGGCUGGAAAUGUGGAAACGCCUGAAGAACGUAUCUCAUCACUUCGAGUUCCAGUACCCACCCAAGAGAGAAGAUGCAGUAAAUAUGUUGUGGAGACAGGUGAAACACAAGAUCCCUAAUGUCAAGCUCGCUGUACAUAGAAACCGGAGGUUGAAAGUCCCUGAUUGGUGGCUUUGAAGAAUGACCAAAUUUUUUCUGAAGGUUAAGUCUUUUCAUUCUUCUUCCCUUCAAUACUGUACAUUAGUUGAUUCUUUUGUUACAUUGUUCUUUUCACGAUCCAUUGAUAGGCAUAUAUUCUCUAAAACAUCAUUUUUUUAUAAAUAACCUGAGGUAGUUGCAUCUAAGGUUUCCGCUUUAUCUGUUUUGAUUUCUCUUUAUAGUUCACUGAUUCAGACACUUUAUAUCUUGUAAGGUUUGAGAUGAGAGUUCCUAUUGUUGUAAACUUGUAAUGAAAAUAAGAUGAUAAAAGCUGCUCCUCUAUC
This is a messenger RNA of Capsella rubella, 1716 nucleotides long. Its product is annotated as probable arabinosyltransferase ARAD1. Bases 113 to 1411 code for a protein of 432 amino acids. The transcript has 3 exons. The record is from RefSeq and is a predicted model, not a curated record. Gene Ontology annotation, molecular function: glycosyltransferase activity. Lineage: Eukaryota; Viridiplantae; Streptophyta; Magnoliopsida; Brassicales; Brassicaceae.